Messenger RNA from Alternaria ethzedia, 1572 nucleotides. RefSeq lists its product as uncharacterized. Bases 1 to 1572 code for a protein of 523 amino acids. NCBI's taxonomy places the organism in Eukaryota, Fungi, Ascomycota, Dothideomycetes, Pleosporales, Pleosporaceae. The record is from RefSeq and is a predicted model, not a curated record. The transcript has 3 exons. Gene Ontology annotation, biological process: regulation of DNA-templated transcription.
AUGGCCGAAGUCAUAGGCCUCGCAGCUAGCAUCAUCCAGAUCGCGGGGGCUGGUGCCAAGCUCAGCGUCGCGUUGUACAACUUCACGAACUCAGCCGCGCGGGCAGACCAAGACGUCAAGGACAUUGCCGAUGAUGUAGAGCUCACGUCGAAUGCGCUCGAAAGCGUAGGCAGAGUGUUUGAGUCCGAGGAGGCCGGAUCCAUCGUGUCGAAGAAGGCUAUCCAGGACGCUAACAACAUCAUCAAAAAGUGCCAAAGCGUCUUCGACGAAGUAUCAGAGAUAGUAGAGAAGAGGAGAAAGACUGCAAAGGAUGGAAAGAAAAGCUUGAGCGUGAUGGGUAAGCUGACCUGGCCGAUGAAGGAACAGCGGGUCGAAUUGAACCGAAGGAGACUUGAGAGUUUGAAGAACAGCCUUGUGCUUUUGUUGCAUGUCUUGCAAUUAGCCCAAGGUCAGGCGCGAGGAAGAAUGGGAAAAGGUGUCUUGGAUGAAGAGCGUGAGAAGAUCCGCGAACUGCACCAGCGGCAGCAGGACUCACUCAAAAUCCUGCAAGCUCUCGAAAACAGAUUCUGCCAUAUCGCAAUCGAUGAUGAAGAAACCCUUCGAGGAUCAAGCGUCGCCUCUCGUGUUCCAACUUUGGAGCUUAUGGCCAACGCUCCGGUUAUGGAGCUGCCUCCGCUAGAUAAAAUCUCAAAGCCUCAGCCAAACACCAUUACCAUCGACCUCUCGACCGCAGAUGAUUCGGAUACUUCUGACAGCGACGCAACGAUGUCAGGCGAUGACAAUGAAGAGCAAAUCUCGACCGAAGAGCUGGCAAAAGCAGCGGACCAUGUGAAGAAACUGUUGAAGCGCAUCACAAUGCUACAGAAGAACUUCGACGUCGACAAGAAGAAGCAUCGGAAGCGACACGUGCAAAAGAUGUAUCAACGCUUUUGCCGCAAAUUUGAAUCCGGUAUCAGGCUUCCGUCAGCUACCGACUUUGGAAAGGUUUCUCCAUUCAUCGAUUUCGAUAUGAACGACAACUCGGGCAGUCUGGAGAACUUCGACUUCGAUAGCUUUCUUCACGUUCCGGAUGAGAGCACGCAGCUUCCUUUGGAUGAUUUCUAUUUCAGCCAAGGGCAGCGUUCAGUGCCUCAGCAAACAACCAAUCUUGAUGCCAUUCCGUCGACGCAGAGCUCACAGCACCCGCCUCUUAUGUCACAGCACCCGCCUCUUGUGUCACAGCACCCGCCUCUUGUGUCACAUAGAUCGAUCGAAACGAUUCCAUCAUUCGAUGCGCAAACGCCCUAUUAUCCUCCAGUGCCGAGUGGAAGUGCAGCCUCAGACUUUCCGUUGGAUCUGUCUGGUCAGCAACAACGACCUAGUCUUGGUCAAGGACAACGUGUGCGCGGUUUCAGAGGCAGGCGCAAUCUAUGGCUCCACGACAAGCUCAAGCACAGGCUCAAGCACAGGCUCAAGCACAGCACCAACAGGCUCAAGCACAGCACCAACAAGCUCAAGCGCAGCGCCAACAAGCUUAUUGGCAGCACCAGCAAGCUCAUUCGCAUGCUGCAAUGCAGCCAAUGUCAGGAAUGA